CACACUUAUCGUCUCUGCCAGCAGGCAGCAGCAGCGCCGUUGAUGAGAGUGGGAACUUUAACAAUCACUUCUCCUUUACAACAUCUUAUUUCUACCGCCGAACAGGUCGAGGCGAAUUAAUGCUAUUCUGGUUUGACGUCAGAUAAAGGCAGCUCACAACUUUAGACGGCUGUUUGUACAUCUUGCAGAGCUGUUGAUGAUGUAGCGUCAGAUAGUUUUGGUGAAGGGGGCGAGGUUUGUUUCAGCUCCAGUAGAAAAUGUUGACAAAACUCCUCACGCAUUUCUGAGGAAACUACAGUUUAUUGGCCUUCAGGAAUGGAAUUUCCAGUGAACGACAUUGAUGUCUGAGAUGAGCUGAACUUAUGUAUUUCAAAUAUGGCAGGAAUAGCAUGGUAUCAGAAAAAAAUUGGAGCUUAUGAUCAGCAGAUUUGGGAAAAAUCUCUGGAACAGACUGAGUUUAAGGGCUUUGGAAACAAACUUAAAAAGACUGGCCAUAUUAAGCCAGAUCUCAUUGAUGUCGAUCUAGUGAGAGGUUCCACAUUUAGCAAAGCUAAGCCAGAAAGCCCUUGGACUGCUCUGACUCGUAAAGGCUUGGUUCGAGUCCUUUUCUUUCCUUUCUUUUUUCAAUGGUGGAUCCAAGUUACGUCUAAAUGCAUCUCCACCCUCAUUUUGGUUCUCUACGUGCUUCAAGUGGCAGGAGCUGUGCUGUAUUUUGAGGUGCCAGCAGCCUGUGCUAGUGAGGUUGUUGGUCCGUUGUGUCUAAUGCUGUUGUUGGGAACAGUGCAUUGCCAAAUAGUAUCCACGGAAUCCUCCAGAAGCCCAGACAUCAGCCCUGUUCCCAGCCGGACAGCCAGCCCUGUUCGCAGGAAAAGACAGAGGAAGAGUAGAAAGGCCAAGAGGUCUGGGGAUGAAGGCAGUCGAGGGGCAGGGAUAGUAGAACUCAAACCCUGGCAACUUGAAGACAACCAUCGGCUCUACAGAUCAGAGAAGACUCUGAACUCUCUGAGGAGGCCUCCAUAUGGGGCAUCUGAAGAUCUAUCAAGUGAAGAAGAGGAAGCAGAAGAAGCAGAGCUACAAAGAGAGAGGCUCUUCUUAUCAGCGCCUCCCAAAUAUGCCAGCGCUCUGAGAAACAGACUUCACAACGUUCCCAAGAACAAUCUGCAACCCCAGGCUCAGGCAGAGAGUAAUGGCGUGCCAACAGAAAUCCCAGGGCUGCCACGUGAAGUUGAGCAUCUCCGGCCUUCAGAGGGAUCGCGUCCUGCUUCUGACACAGAUGAUAUGUUGUGGGAGGAGCUUUUACAAGAUUCUGACUCCGCCUCCACAGGAAGCAGUGAGAUUGGGGAGGAGGAGCCUCACAGUCAAAGCCACUCCCUUCCUGUGCCCACCAUUGCUUUAACAAGUGAUGAGGAUGAGGACGAGGCCUUACCGCAGCACCAGUUUUCAUGGCUACAAGCUUGUCACCCAUCCAAAGACCGUGUCAGUGCCAUUAUCUGGGAGCAAGGAGAGUGUAAGAAAGCAGACAUGUCGGUGCUGGAGAUCAGUGGUAUCAUUCUCACACGAGUGAAGGUGGUUGAACAGGGGAUGGGUUAUCUGAUAUUUGGUGGUCUGGUCACUGCAUCACUGGCUCUGCUGCCCUACUGCUUCAGACUGGCGCAGAAACUGGAUCUCAAUGCAGUUUCCCUGGAGGAUCUGCCAGCAGUCGCCAUUGGGUCGCCUUGUGCCUUCUCCUAUGCGUUUUUCAUCAUCGCCACCAUGGAAAGAGUUUUCCUCUGUGGACUCUUCUUCUUUAUGAUGUGUGUGGCUGAGAGGACGUAUAGACAGCGCCUUUUAUUUGCAAAACUCUUCAGCCAUCUCACAUCUGCACGCAAAGCCAAAAAAUCAGAGAUUCCUCACUUUCGGCUGAAGAAAGUACAGAAUAUCAAGAUGUGGCUUUCACUUCGAUCAUUCCUAAAGAGACGUGGCCCUCAGCGGUCUGUCGAUGUCAUUGUAUCAUCAAUUUUCCUCUUGGCUUUGUCCAUUGCCUUCAUCAUCUGUGCACAGCUUCUGCACAGUCACCACACAUUUCUGGACUCAGAGACCAACUGGGAGCUGGUGGUGUGGUGUGCGGCUCUCAUGGUCUUCCUCCUCCGCCUCGCAACACUCGGAGCAGAGACCAACCGAAAAUACAGCAAUGCUUCUGUGCUUCUGACUGAACAGAUCAACUUGUAUCUUAAAAUGGAGAAGAAACCCAACAAAAAGGAUCAGCUGAACAUAGUAAACAACGUGCUGAGGCUGGCCACCAAAUUACUGAAGGAGUUGGACACUCCAUUUCGUCUGCUAGGCCUCACAGUGAACCCGCUCAUCUACAAUAUCACACGAGUGCUCAUCCUGUCCGCCGUUUCUGCUGCUGUCAGCGAUUUAUUAGGGUUCAACAUCCGGCUCUGGAAGAUCAAACCAUGAUGACUUUUACACUGCCAGCGUCUUAACUCUGGGGGCCAGAGAGACUCUUAAAGCAACCAGAUGACCAAGUAGUUGUUAUUUUAAAAAACUGUGCAAAUCUACUGACCAAACGUAUGCAUUUUUUCUUUUGUACCCUGUGCCUUCGGCUAGACCGAGCAAACCUGUGUUCAACUCUGCAUUCUUGUUGAGUUUUCUUCUUACUCCUAAAGUCGUUAAAGAAGCACAACAAGAUUGCAGUGGCUUUUCUUGAUGCACUUGCUUACUGUAACUACUUACCAGUUAUAUUACAAGCAGUGGUCACUGUUAUCCAUAAAUGUAGCCACUGCGAGUGUAUUAUGUGGUCUGGAAGCAACCACUUAAAACGGAACCACUAUGUGCCUUGUGAAUAAUUGCAUAUGACAGUACUUUUAGAUAAGCUAUUUAUGAGAUAUGGAUUUGUCAACUGCUGAAUAGGGCAAUUCAAUUGAGAUUUUUAAGAAAAGGGUACUGAAAAUCUUGCACACUGAAGCUCUUGGAGGAGCACUUUCUACUGGCAUUGUAUAAGAAUAAACCUUUCUCCAAGAUUCUUCUUUAAUCAUCAAUCCUUAAGCAAAUAUUUGAGGAUUUGGGAGGUUGAGUAAUUGUGAAUGUAGAAUGUGAUGGGUCUGAUCACCCUUCCUCCUGACUAUUAAAUAUUCAGAAAAAGCAA
Messenger RNA from Danio aesculapii, 3127 nucleotides. RefSeq names its product putative homeodomain transcription factor 1 (gene phtf1). The coding region runs from base 376 to 2439 and encodes 687 amino acids. Lineage: Eukaryota; Metazoa; Chordata; Actinopteri; Cypriniformes; Danionidae. Gene Ontology annotation, cellular component: endoplasmic reticulum. The record is from RefSeq and is a predicted model, not a curated record. The transcript has 17 exons.